GCAAGCGGUUGCCAAGGCAAUGGGUGUGCUUAAACGUCUAAGAGACAGACAGUAUAAAGGAAAUUGCUAGUGUCAUCAACUGGAUGUAAAACACUCAAGAUCAGAAGGCUAGAUCUGAAAUGGGGGAAGUGAAGGAAAGAACUUGUUCAAAUUCUUCGAAUCCCAACGCCUCAUCACAAAUAGCCAACGAAUUUUGUGACAGUCUGCAAAUCUACAUGGUUCUGACAGACCUGGAGAAAAAAGCCAUUGGCACCAUUUGUUUCCUAGGUGGUCCGAUAACACUGAUGGAGAACGUCCUUGUCCUCGGAGUUAUUGCCUCCUCGGCGAUGCUGAGACGGAAGCCCUCUUAUCUGUUCAUUGGCAGCCUCGCCCUGGCAGAUGUCUUCGCUAGCUGCUUCUUCACCACAAGUUUCCUAGACUUUCAUCUCUUCCGCCGCUGUGAUGGUCCAACUGGAUAUCUCUUCAAGUUAGGAGGGGUUACCAUGGCCUUCAGUUCUUCAGUUGGGAGCUUGCUGCUGACUGCGCUGGACCGAUACCUCUGCAUCCACCAGGCAUCCAGCUACAAGGUUCUGCUAACCCGCCGAAGGGCCACGCUGAGUCUCCUGAUUCUCUGGAGCAUCACCAUCUUCAUCUCCUUCUUGCCGCUCAUGGGCUGGAGGUGCCCCACAGUGCUUAACCCUCCGUGCUCAUGCUUGUUCCCCUUCAUCAGUCCAGCCUACUUGGCCUGCUGGACUACCUUUAUCCUGAUACUUCUCACAUUAAUUUUGGUGGCCUACGCCCUGAUCCUGUGGAAGGCCCACCGUCAUGAAUCUUCCAUGACCAACCUCCAGGGGUCAUCAGGUGCCCGCCAGGCCCGCAUGAGAAUUGAUAUUCGGCUUGCUCGUACUUUUGGUUUGAUUCUCCUCAUACUGGUGGGGAGCUGGCUCCCUGUACUCACCUUCAUGCUGGUUGAUGUCUCUAUAUACUUGACUCGUAACCAGCAGAGAGCUUUUGCCUUUUGCAGCACCCUUUGCCUACUGAAUUCUGCAGUCAACCCACUGCUUUAUGCCCUGCGGUGCAGAGAGUUAAGAAUUGCUCUGCUGCAGUGUCUACCAAUGUCAUGCGGUUUCUGGAAGUGUCAGAACUCUACAAAUGACUUAAAUCUCGCAGGGCAAUUUGCAGAAGACAACUGUGCUACAGUGUCUGAUGACACUCUGGCAGCGAGAACCCCUCAACUCCACUCAGUCUGUGAAAUAGUGAACAGUAAGUCGAGUUAAGUAAACAUAGUGGAACAUUGUAAUAAAUUAACAACUCAGAUGGACGAAGACUUGAAGGGUGCUGGUGAAAGACUGUAAAGCCAUCAACACAAUGUAAUGGUUUACAUACUUUGAUUAAAAAAAAGAAAAAUACAAAAUACAACCUUACA
Poecilia reticulata (guppy) is the source of this 1405-nucleotide messenger RNA. RefSeq names its product cannabinoid receptor 2 (gene cnr2). Gene Ontology annotation, biological process: G protein-coupled receptor signaling pathway. Gene Ontology annotation, cellular component: membrane. The record is from RefSeq and is a predicted model, not a curated record. Gene Ontology annotation, molecular function: cannabinoid receptor activity. NCBI's taxonomy places the organism in Eukaryota, Metazoa, Chordata, Actinopteri, Cyprinodontiformes, Poeciliidae.